Prunus armeniaca (apricot) is the source of this 789-nucleotide messenger RNA. NCBI's taxonomy places the organism in Eukaryota, Viridiplantae, Streptophyta, Magnoliopsida, Rosales, Rosaceae. The record is from the annotation of a GenBank genome assembly.
AUGGUGGAAUUACAAAGCGGCUAUAAAAUGAAGAAACUUAGAAGUGAUAGAGGUGGAGAAUAUACUUCCACUGAAUUUUUGCAGUUUUGUGAAGAAAUUAGUUUGGAAAGACAACUAACCGUGGCCUACUCACCUCAGCAAAACGGAGCUGCUAAGAGAAAGAACAUGACCAUUGUAGAGAUGAGCAAGACAAUGAUGAAAGAGAAGAAACUACCAUACAAUUUAUGGGGAGAGGCAGUGAAUACAGCUGUCUAUAUUCAGAAUAGAUGCCCCACAAAAGCUUUAGAUAAUGUCACUCCUUUUGAAGUUUUUAGUGGAAGAAAGCCCGGAGUUAAGCACUUGAGAGUGUUUGGCUCUAUUUAUUUCUGCCAUGUGCCUAGUCAGUUGAGAUCUAAGCUGGAAGAUGCAGCUAAAAAUGCAUUUUUGUUGGCUAUGGAAAAUGUGAAAAAGGUUCCAAUGAGGCUUGAAGACAUUUCCAGAAGCUCUGAAGAGGAAUAUGAAGAAACAAUGACAGACAACAUCUCUAGCCCAAUUCAAGUGACUACAACUGCUGCUAAUGUUGAUUCACCAAGUGAUUCUCCAAGUUCUACACCUAUUAAGCUUAGAGACAUCACUGAGAUCUAUGCUAGAUGCAAUAUGAGCAUCAUUGAACCAGAGAAUUUUGCAGAAGCUUCAAAGGAUAAAGCUUGGAAAAAGGCAAUGGAAAUAGAAAUGGAGAUGAUUGAGAAGAAUGAGACUUGGGAACUAGUUGAUAGACCAAGUGAUAAACCUGUGAUUGGUGUGAAAUGA